Molecule: messenger RNA, 1185 nt
Organism: Penicillium expansum
Lineage: Eukaryota; Fungi; Ascomycota; Eurotiomycetes; Eurotiales; Aspergillaceae
Product: Retrieval of early ER protein Rer1
Exons: 7
Coding region: 1-1185 (394 amino acids)
Biological process (GO): copper ion transmembrane transport; protein retention in ER lumen; retrograde vesicle-mediated transport, Golgi to endoplasmic reticulum
Cellular component (GO): Golgi membrane
Molecular function (GO): copper ion transmembrane transporter activity
Source: RefSeq, a predicted model, not a curated record
AUGGAUGUCCCUGAGCCCGACCAGUCGCCCUUCACAGCCAUGUCCGCGCACACCUCUAGACUGACCCGACACUACCAAGCCUACCUCGAUGCCUCCACCCCGUACACAACUUACCGCUGGGUUGGUUCCGGCGUGCUCCUACUCCUCUUUUUCCUGCGCAUUUUCCUCGCACAGGGCUGGUAUAUCGUCGCUUAUACACUCGGCAUCUAUCUCUUGAACCUUUUCCUCGCUUUCCUGACUCCCAAGUUCGACCCCUCUCUCACCCAGGACGAGGGUCUCGAGGACGGUGACGCCGGGUCCCCCAGCCUCCCCACCAAGAAGGACGAGGAGUUCCGGCCUUUCAUCCGCCGUCUGCCCGAGUUCAAGUUCUGGCACUCGGCCACUCGCGCCAUUGCCAUUGGCUUCGUUUGCUCUUGGCUCGCUGUCUUUGAUAUCCCCGUAUUCUGGCCGGUGCUGGUGGUUUACUGGAUCAUUCUGUUUGUGCUGACGAUGCGACGACAAAUCCAGCACAUGAUUAAGUACCGCUACGUGCCUUUCUCCUUCGGAAAGACACGCGCAACCAUGGACAUGGAUAUGAACAUGCCAUCAGUGUUCUCGGCCUCCACUGAAAUCACAAUCCUAUUCACAGGCUGGACAACCUCAACCACGACACAAUACGUCUUCACAUUGUCCUUUCUAUUUCUCCUCGCCAUCUUCAACCGCUUUCUCGGCGCUCUCAAAUUCCAACUCGAGAAAUCCUGGUCCCAGCAUAACUCUUCCCCUUCAGCCCUGCUUCUUGCUCCAGUAAAUCCACGACAAAGCAUCCGAAAGGCGAAGCUCAGCCCUCUCCCAGAUUACAUGCACGUGCACGGGGAUGAGGACCCCGAAGAAGUGACUUUGCCAGUUUCAAAUAAUGAAAACGAAACACGAAGUACGUCAUUGAGGUAUCUCAAAGGUGAUGGUGUUCGGAAUAGGAGCUCACUGAAACGCUUGCUCCCGUCAUGGAAGGCUAGUGGAACGUGGAGUCUCCGGAAAGACGGGACACGUGGUUACAUCUGCUACUUUCUGCAUAGGAUGCUGUCUGUGAUGACCUUCAACGUCGGCGUCUUCGUUACUGUGCUUUUCGGCGUUCUAGUGGGAGAACUGUUUCUUGGGAGAUUCUCUCAGGGAACUAGCUGGCAAGAAGGGACUUGUCAUGGUGGGUGA